This is a messenger RNA of Letharia lupina, 1545 nucleotides long. RefSeq lists its product as uncharacterized. The record is from RefSeq and is a predicted model, not a curated record. Bases 1 to 1545 code for a protein of 514 amino acids. The transcript is spliced from 4 exons. Gene Ontology annotation, biological process: DNA replication, synthesis of primer. Gene Ontology annotation, cellular component: alpha DNA polymerase:primase complex. NCBI's taxonomy places the organism in Eukaryota, Fungi, Ascomycota, Lecanoromycetes, Lecanorales, Parmeliaceae.
AUGCCACACUCUACAGCCCCAGGGCCAAUGCGACCUGAAGAGGUCGACGAAGACGACAUCCUCCCGGACGCGCCUCAGCAAGUUUCAGACCAUACGAAAGAAGAGGGAAAGACGGACAUGACCGAUAGUGCAUCGCAAUCAGAGGAUUCAACAAGCGAAGCACCGAGGAUAGAUGUAAAGGUCGAGGACCUUUUUGACGACGCUGACGACGAUGAAGAGGAUGAGUUCUCAGGCUCAAGAGUUCUAAAUCCCGGAAACGAAAGCAGUCCACCAGAGGCACCCUUGCCUUGCGCUCAGUCUGCAAAGUACACAGACCCAGAGGUCAUGCUAGCCUUCUACCAGCGCCUUUUUCCGUUCCGGUACCUUUACCAGUGGCUGAACCACUCAAUGAAACCAUCGAACGAUUUUGGUCAUCGGGAAUUCGCGUUCACUCUGCAAAAUGACGCGUAUCUCAGGUACCAAAGCUUCCCCACAGGAGACCUACUUCGGAGGGAGAUUCUACGCCUCAACCCUUCCCGUUUUGAGAUAGGUCCAGUCUACACAGCAAAUCCUCGGGAUCGCAAAACUCUCCGCAAAUCCACUGCUUUUCGGCCAAUGGCAAAAGAAUUGGUCUUUGACAUAGAUCUGACGGAUUAUGACGAAAUACGUACCUGUUGCAACAAAGCAAAUAUCUGCCACAAAUGUUGGUCGUUCGUCACAAUGGCCAUUAAGGUCGUGGAUGCAGCGCUAAGAGAAGAUUUCGGAUUUCAGCACAUCAUGUGGGUCUAUUCUGGGCGAAGAGGAGCCCAUGCCUGGAUCAGUGACAAGCGAGCAAGGAACAUGGAUGAUCAGAAAAGGAAAGCGCUCGCAGGAUAUCUAGAAGUGAUCAAAGGUGGAGCACAAAGUGGCAAGAAGGUCAAUGUGAAGCGGCCUCUCCACCCACAUCUAGCUCGGAGUCUUGACAUCUUGAGAGAACACUUCCAGCGCGAUAUUUUGGAAGACCAGGACCCUUGGGCCGAACCCGAGAAGGCAGAGCGUCUACUUCGGCUGCUUCCUGAUAAAGUAUUGAAUGAUUCUUUACGCAAGAAAUGGGAUGCAGCCCCUGGCCGGUCAAGCGUCAGCAAAUGGGCUGACAUAGAUGCCCUUGCGAAGACAGGAGCCAGCAAGACCCUGGAUGGCAGAGCUCUAUUGGAAGCAAAGCAAGACAUUGUGCUUGAGUACACGUAUCCGCGCCUCGAUGUUGAGGUCAGCAAAAAAAAAAUACAUUUACUGAAGUCUCCUUUUGUCAUACAUCCGGGGACUGGAAGGGUCUGCGUACCCAUCGACACUAAGAGACUAGCAAAGUUCGAUCCUCUUGGAGUGCCAACUGUGACGGAACUUUUGGGUGAGAUCGAUGCGUUUGAUGGGCAAACGACAGAGGAGAGCGAUGUCAAAAAGACUCAAGACUAUGAGAAGACGGGUUUGAGGCCGUAUGUGGAAUAUUUUAGGACUUACGUCGCUGGGUUGCUUAGGGAGGAGAAGGGUGUGAAGAGGGAGAGGGAGACAGGCAACGCGAUGGAAUUCUGA